Molecule: messenger RNA, 1563 nt
Organism: Neolamprologus brichardi
Lineage: Eukaryota; Metazoa; Chordata; Actinopteri; Cichliformes; Cichlidae
Source: RefSeq, a predicted model, not a curated record
AUGCGUUCUUAUUCAACCCCACCUCCUCUCUACCUGAGCCUCCUUCUCUUUCUGUCCUGCAACUCCGCUGUUCUUUCCUGUCAGACUGGAAACUACGUCCAGUGUAAGGCUGCUCCUUUUAUACCAGGUCACAACCUGGUGGGGGAGGGAUUUGAUGUGGUCACUCUGCGACGAAAGGGAGCCUACGUGAUUGAUGUGAAUACCUACCUCACCCCAAGUGAAACAUGUACUCUCUGCUCCAAUCCGCUUCAAGGCAACAUGCUGCAAAAACUGCCAGUCUCUGCAGUGGACUGGCGUGCAUUCAGCCGAUGCAGUGCCGACAUUUACAGCAGUGCCCACAGCUCUGUUAGCUCUUUGGUUGACACUUACACCUCCCAGGACAGUGUUGACUGGAAGGUUGGCCUAAAUUUAGAGAAGUUUGUGGCUGCUAGCCUGGAUGUGGGAGGAACGCAAUCCACUGCCUAUAAUUUUGCUUCAGAAAGGACCAAAGCAGACCGCCACACCUUCAGCACACACAGGGUCACCUGCAACCAUUACAGUUACCGAGUAUCAGACAGACCACCUCUCAGCUCUGAGUUCAGUUCGGCUGUAGCUAAGCUACCAGGUUUCUACAACAGCUUCACCAGAGCUCAAUACAGUCAGCUCAUACACACCUAUGGCACACACUACAUCCGCCAGGUUAAACUUGGUGGUCGACUGAGGCGAGUCACAGCUGCACGAACCUGUCUGUCCUCACUAAACGGACUGUCCUCAGAUCAGGUCCACUCCUGUUUAUCGCUGGGUUUCUCUGUUGGCUUGGGAAAGUUCCAACUAUCUGGUAACAGAGACUCUUGCAACAAGGUCCUUCAAAACCAGGGUCUUUCUGUUACAUACGGCUCUGGACUCCACCAACACUACACAGAGGUGGUAGGAGGCAAUGGUUGGUUGGGAGAGUUUGCACUCACACAUAAUAACUCCCUUGGCUAUCUAACUUGGCUGAAGACACUGAAGGAUCACCCAGAUGUUGUUUCCUACUCCCUUCGGCCAAUCUACGAGCUGAUGACAAAUUAUACACAAAAGACAGGGAUGAAAGCUGCCAUUGAGGAGUACUUAGAGGACAAUGCUGUGAAAAAAUCACCCAGUGAGCCAAAUUUUUGUUCAAACAUUCCUAAUCUGGCUUCCAACUGCUGUCCUCUGCAAGCCUGGAGGGGGACGCUAAAGGUUACCAUUUUGCGAGCCUGGGACCUGAAAGGAGAUCCAACUGGCAAGACUGAGGGCUAUGUAAAAAUGUGGUUUGGCUCCAUCUAUCGGCAGACUCAUUGGAUUCGGUCAAACAACCCCCAGUGGAACGUGAAUUAUGAUCUGGGCAAGGUGGACACACACUCUGGUUUGAAGGUUGAAGUUUGGGACAAGGACGUAACGUCUGAUGACCGUCUGGGAUCAUGUCUCAAGUAUCUUCAGCAGGGGACACACACAAUUACCUGUCCAGCUAAAAGAGGAGGUUUUGAGGUCCGGUACAUUCUGACAUGUGACUCUCAUCUGGCUGGAGACCGGUGUAAUAGUUACCAACCAUCUGCAAAAUAA